AUGAUGUCGUCCUCUUCUUCCACCAGCUUAACAGUAGCAGCAGCUCUUCUCCUCCUGUGUGUGUCUAUGAUGAUCAGUGGAUCAACAGGUCAGUUGAGUGCUAAUUACUACGGCCAUACGUGCUCCACAGUGGCCACCAUCGUCCAAAAUCAGAUACAAACCGCGUUACAGACCGACCCCAGAAUUGGUGCCAGCCUACUUCGACUUCAUUUCCAUGAUUGCUUUAUACAAGGUUGUGACGCAUCAAUUCUGUUGGACGACAGUGCCACUAUACAAAGUGAGAAAAAUGCCAUCCCAAAUAUAAACUCGGUUAGAGGAUAUGAAGUAAUUGACAACAUCAAGUCUGCUGUAGAGAGUGCAUGCCCUGGUGUAGUCUCUUGUGCAGACAUUCUCGCCCUUGCAGCCGAAAUAGGGGUUAACUUGGCAGGAGGUCCUUCAUGGACGGUUCAAUUAGGAAGAAGGGAUAGUACAACCGCGAACCAGAGUCUAGCCAAUACUACUAUGCCUGCUCCCAAUGACAGCCUCACUGAUCUCAAGUCUAAGUUCUCAGACCGUAACAUGAACACCAAUGAUCUUGUUACAUUGUCCGGUGCCCAUACAUUCGGACGUGCCCGGUGUCUAUCUUUCAGUUAUCGACUAUACAAUUUCAAUGGCACAGGCAAUCCUGACCCGACUCUCAACACGACUUACUUGCAGACUCUCCAACAGCUCUGCCCUCAGGGUGGAAAUGGGUCUGUCCUAGCCAACCUAGAUCCGACCACUUCCAAUGGAUUCGAUUAUCACUAUUACUCUAACCUUCAAUUAAACCAGGGUCUAUUACAAAGUGAUCAAGAAUUGUUUCCAACUUCGAAUGCGGAUACUAUCUCUAUAGUUAACGGUUACAGCAGAGAUAACAACUCAUUCUUUAACAGCUUUGGUCAGUCCAUGAUUAAAAUGGGAAAUCUCAGCCCAUUAACAGGAUCCCAGGGAGAGAUCCGAUUGAACUGCAGACAGGUUAAUUAA
Molecule: messenger RNA, 1002 nt
Organism: Macadamia integrifolia
Lineage: Eukaryota; Viridiplantae; Streptophyta; Magnoliopsida; Proteales; Proteaceae
Product: peroxidase A2-like
Exons: 4
Coding region: 1-1002 (333 amino acids)
Biological process (GO): response to oxidative stress; hydrogen peroxide catabolic process
Molecular function (GO): heme binding; peroxidase activity
Source: RefSeq, a predicted model, not a curated record